This is a messenger RNA of Truncatella angustata, 489 nucleotides long. Its product is annotated as marvel domain-containing protein. The coding region runs from base 1 to 489 and encodes 162 amino acids. The transcript is spliced from 2 exons. Gene Ontology annotation, cellular component: membrane. The record is from RefSeq and is a predicted model, not a curated record. NCBI's taxonomy places the organism in Eukaryota, Fungi, Ascomycota, Sordariomycetes, Amphisphaeriales, Sporocadaceae.
AUGAUCUUGACGGACCUCAUCGCCAUGAUCCUCCGCCUGGCGGAGCUGGUCUUCGCCGCCAUUGUCGCUGGCCUCAACGGCGCCUAUCUCCACUCAGUCCGCAACUCGGACAGCUGGAGCCAAGGCCGUUUCAUCUACGCAGAAGUCGUUGCCGCUCUUGCCAUGUUCCUUGCUUUGAUCUGGCUGUUCCCGUUCUCCGGCAGCUUCGUCCACUGGCCUGUUGACAUUGUCAUCUCCAUCUGCUGGUUCAUUGCUUUCGGCCUGAUUGUCAACUUGCUCGGUGGCUCUUGUGGUGGCGCUUUCAACUGGGACAACAUCGCCUUCCGGGGUGAUGACCAGUGCGGCAAGUGGAAGGCUGUCAUCGCUUUCUCUUUCCUGUCCGCCAUCUGCUGGCUCGUCUCGGCCGUCAUCGGCAUCAUCUGGGUUCGCGACCACGAAAGACGUCAGUACCGACGUCGCAACUGGGGCUCUAGAACCAGUCGUGUUUAG